AUGCCAGGAACUCCAGGCUCAUCCCGAUCCGGACGAGCCCCAUCUCGCUCUCCCUCAGGAUCCCCCGCUGGACGGGGGGGGAACAAGUCAUCGCCGCUCUCACAGUCCUCGCACAGCUCUGCCUCGCCAUCCCCAGGCCUAGGCAGAGGCCGUUUUACAACUCCGCCUCCCUCUGUAGGGUGGGGGUUUGGUGCUCCGCGAACGCCCCCGCCUCCUCAGCAUCGCGGUGGUUCGCCGAUGGCUAAUAUCUUCGGACUGGACGGGCAUAAUCCUCCGACUCAGAUAUCAGGACCGAAUCGCGGUGCCUCAUCUUUAUCCCCGUCGCCACGGACGGGUUCGAGCCGUGAACAGUCGGCAUCUCCAAGCCCUCAGCCUGGCUACGGCCAUGCAGGGGCACCCGGGCCUUGGGAAUUUGCCCCGGAUAUUGGACUGACGCGGGACGCCAGGUACUACGGCAACUCGUAUCAGCCGGUGCGUAUGACAACAAGGCAACGGGGACGCGGACUGGGUUAUUCUUUUGGGCGUGUGCCAACCAGCAGUCCCUCCUCGCCGACGAGCAGCUCUUCGGUCUCUGCGCCGCGAACUCCCCCUGCCCAGAUGUCCAAGAGGCCUCGUGAUGGUUCCACACCUCCGUCGGGUGCAGGCCCUUCAAAGGAGAAGAGGCGGUGA
Messenger RNA from Aspergillus versicolor CBS 583.65, 669 nucleotides. RefSeq lists its product as uncharacterized. Lineage: Eukaryota; Fungi; Ascomycota; Eurotiomycetes; Eurotiales; Aspergillaceae. The record is from RefSeq and is a predicted model, not a curated record. The transcript has a single exon. Bases 1 to 669 code for a protein of 222 amino acids.